AUGCCACAGUGUGAUGCCCAGUCACCUUCAUGCUCUGUCUGUGUGGCCGCCGGCGUUCCCUGUGUGUCGCUCGACACUGCGACGAACGCGACCGCUCCACGAAGCAUUGCUAGGUACUUGGAAGGACGCAUUGCGGACCUUGAACGGGUGCGCGAUAGCUACUCGCUACCAGGCAUAGGCUCGGGCCAUCUGUCCGGUGGCAGAGUUCUCCCAAGUUGCGAUACAGGACGACUCUCACCCAUCAUGUUAUGGGACACUGCCGUGAAUCAUACUCUCCACGACAUCACCCCAAGCUUUCUUGGACUUACUGAAGCCAUUCGCCUACCAGGCUGCUCAGCAGCACCGACGCAGAUUCCAUCCGCGAAGAAGUCGUUUGGCCUGAAUGAUCUAGACGAAACUAAUCCACGAUCGAUAUUGAACCAGCACCCAUCGAAUUUGCCGCUGACUUCGGUUCCAACAAGAGUCGCUGAAUUUCUCUUUGACAUUUACAUAAGCAGAAUCAUCCAACAGUAUCCCAUCUACCAUUCCAGUGAUGCCAUAAAGGCAUUCGACGCUGUUUUCAGGAGGCAGGCGCUUGAGGUCCCUAGUGAUUCUCGACCAGGAGCACGAGACUUGUAUAUGGUGAGCUUGAUCAUGGCAAUCUCGCUUUCAACGGCCGCGCGGAACAAGCAGGCUCGAGCACAGUCACUUGGGACCGGGUUAUUUCGUAACGCCAUGCUCUACGUCCCAGUGGUCCUCUCCAACGAUCUUUCGGGGCUCCAGGCACUACUUUUACUCAUUCAAUACACCUUUCUCAAUCCAAAUGUUGCCAACUUGUGGCUGCUCACAGGUAUGUCAAGCGAGGCAUGCAUUGACCUUGGCCUUCAUCGAGAACUUCCAGAAAGUAUCGAUAUUGAUGUCCUCGAAAGGGAUAUGCGUCGUCGCAUAUUCUGGUGCGCUUGGGAGAUGGAAGUCGCCGUCUCCGCGCCAUUGAAUCGGCCUAUCCGUACUCAGAACAAGUAUAUCAGUGCAGAAUUCCCAGCCGAAUACGUUGACUUUGGUAUCACGCGCAAUGGCAUCGACGUGAACGUACCACGAGCUAAGUUCGUCUCAAGAAGGAUUUGGCUCUUCAGGAAAGUCGAGUCUUCAAUCAUGUCUAUCUUAUAUCAGAACGAACCAUUGCCGUCUGACUGUCCGUCUCUGGAGUCCUGGAUGGCCGAGACGGAGCACGAGAUUAUGUGUUGGAGAGAAGAAGUGCAUCACAAAGCCUCCUUGAACCAGGACUCUUCCGUCAAAUCACAAUGGGACGAGCUGGAACUGUAUGCUGAUAUCGCGUACAACUACAUCAUCGUCUUGUUGUUUCGUUCGUGUCCAAGGAUCAGAGUUCCAUCUCGGCAGCAUCUCAUGAAAGCUUUUGCUGCCAGCAAAGAGGUUGCGACUGGAUACUGGCGGCAGGCAAACACCGAAUUCGGCUAUAUGAAAUAUGUCUUUCAUCCAUGCCAUCACACCUUCUUAUCUGCAAUAGUGUUCCUUCAGGCUUUGCAGUAUUGCCGGCCCGAUAUCGCCGAUGCUUACGAGAUAGAAGAGGUGGAAGAGUUCAUGGAUCGCUUCUCGCGAUUCUUCUCAACAAUUUCCGAACGCUGGCCGGCUGCCACCCAAUGCCUUCAGGAAUAUGAAAGGCUCUUGGGGCCGAUCAAGCAAGACUAUUUGGACUUUCUCCUUCUUCGGAACCAGAGCACAUCCGAAAUUGACUUGUUACAAAAUGCACCAAUGGACGAAUACCUCGAUGGGACAGCGCAUUUCCGCGAUCCAUUCGAAAUUUGGCCAGUGACCAACCCUCUAUUGAGCUCGAACGGAAAUGAUACCUUCGACGCUUACUCAUAUCUGCCAUACGAUUGGAACGCAGAAUUCGGGUUUGGAAUGGAUUUGGCACUUUCAAAUCAAGAGACCUGA
Exophiala spinifera is the source of this 1932-nucleotide messenger RNA. RefSeq lists its product as uncharacterized. Gene Ontology annotation, molecular function: DNA-binding transcription factor activity, RNA polymerase II-specific; sequence-specific DNA binding; zinc ion binding. The record is from RefSeq and is a predicted model, not a curated record. NCBI's taxonomy places the organism in Eukaryota, Fungi, Ascomycota, Eurotiomycetes, Chaetothyriales, Herpotrichiellaceae. Gene Ontology annotation, biological process: positive regulation of transcription by RNA polymerase II; DNA-templated transcription. The coding region runs from base 1 to 1932 and encodes 643 amino acids. The transcript has a single exon.